Molecule: messenger RNA, 1187 nt
Organism: Daphnia carinata
Lineage: Eukaryota; Metazoa; Arthropoda; Branchiopoda; Diplostraca; Daphniidae
Product: WW domain-binding protein 2-like
Exons: 8
Coding region: 130-1068 (312 amino acids)
Source: RefSeq, a predicted model, not a curated record
CCUACUGUUUCCCAUUACGUGCCGUCUUGGGCUGGUGGUUUCUGAAAAGUGUUGAAUUUUUAGGUUAUAAUAUGCCUGAUAUCCUUCUGAUAUCAGACCAGGUUACUACAUUGCAAUAAGUUGUAUUACAUGAAAAUGUCGGCUUUAUUUGGUGAUGUCCAAAUCCAGGAAAAGAGAAUAAAAUCUCUGAAACGCCGAAUAGAAACAUGGCGUGUAUUUCUCGUUGCACUAUAUUCAAUUUUAAUAUGGACGGAACCGUGGUAUCCUGUCCCUAUUAUUGGCACUAUUAGCACCACCUUUAUACUGUACUGGUACUGGGACCCACCAAUCCUCACCAGCCUUUCGUUAUUUUUUAUGCUAGCCAGUUUGAUUGACUAUGUUGUUCCUAGAAUUGCAAUGUCAAUCUCUCAUCCACAGCAGUGGACGGCAACUAAAGAAAAAACAUUUGAAAUAAUAUGUGAAUCUCUAGUUAAAACACAAGACAACAUCUGCAAACAGGUAGCAUACUUAAUGGAUCUCAAAGAAAAACGGCCUAAAAUGGUUGAAUUGGAGCAACCCAUGUUUGGAUCAAACUACAUAAAAGGAAAGGUUCGUGCACAGCCCAAUGGUGGAUGGGUUGGUGAAGUGAAGUUCAAACUACACUUCAAGCAUGGAGGAGCCAUUGAGUAUGGUCAAGCUAUGUUGCAAGCUUCAGGCAUAGCAAAACGCAAUCAUCAGUACACCGAUGAACCACCAGCCUACCAGCCGCCCACUGGACCAUGGCAUGAUGCUGCCCCACCAAGCUAUUCUGCCCCAACUGGCUACUAUGGGUGGGUGCCUCCACCGUCUGAUGCAUUUGCUAAUGCUCCCCCAGCUAAUUCAGUUUAUAUGACUGAAAUGCCUCCACCGUAUCCUGGAAUCAACACUGGUGGAUAUGCAUCAUCUGCACAUGAUGCUAAGGCUGCUGAAGCUGCUGCGAGUGGAACAGCAUAUUACGAUCCUAAUACCCAUUACGCUUAUGUUCCUCCAGCAUACUCGAACGACGCCCCACCCAGCUAUGAAGAGAGCAAAGAGAAGAAAUACAAAUAAAAGCCAUCUAGUACGCCGAACGGUUGGAAAUUUUCUUUAUUCUCUUAUAGUUUAAUUGAAAUAUUUAACACAAAAUUUACUCGUCUGAUUUGGUGUCGACCUAAUUAUAUUACAUUCCU